This is a messenger RNA of Neolamprologus brichardi, 1634 nucleotides long. The record is from RefSeq and is a predicted model, not a curated record. Lineage: Eukaryota; Metazoa; Chordata; Actinopteri; Cichliformes; Cichlidae.
CGCCGGUAGAGGAGGCAUUGGCGCAACGCACUACUGCUGCUGCCUCCCCGCUGCUGAUACAGACACCGGCUGUCCUGCUGAAACGGGACACGCACGAACCGACACGGUCCGGUAACCGCCUCAUUUGACGAGAGUCCGUCUCCCGCUCCGGGCUGCAAAUUCAGCACAGUCAGCACAUCCACAAUGAUCAAGAACGGGCAUCACCACAACCACCACCAAGUGAACACAGCAGCCGGGAAAGACGCAGGCACGACCCCCGGCGCUACAGCUUGCAGUCCGGAGAAGAGAAGGCGAAGAAUCCGGGUGUGGUGCGAUGGCUGCUAUGACAUGGUACAUUACGGCCACUCCAACCAGCUGCGGCAGGCCAAGGCCAUGGGAGAUUACCUCAUUGUUGGAGUACACACAGACAGUGAGAUUUCAAAGCACAAGGGUCCACCAGUCUUCACUCAGGAAGAAAGAUAUAAGAUGGUGCGGGCCAUAAAAUGGGUGGACGAGGUCGUGCAAGGAGCUCCUUAUGUCACCACCCUCGAGACCCUCGACAAGUACAACUGUGACUUCUGUGUGCACGGAGACGAUAUAACAUUAACUGUGGAUGGAAAAGAUACAUAUGAAGAGGUGAAGAAGUCAGGACGGUACAGGGAAUGCAAGCGAACCCAGGGAGUUUCAACAACAGACUUAGUUGGCAGGAUGCUGCUGAUGACCAAAGCCCACCACAGCAACAUUGACACUUCAGACUAUCAGGAGCACACAGACAACUUUGGAAAAGUAAGUAAAUUUUCUACUGUGGAUCUCGUUUGCCACGGAAAGACAGAAAUAUAUCCCGACAAAGAUGGAUCUGACCCUUAUGCUGAGCCCAGAAGAAAAGGAAUCCUGCGCACUGUUGACAGUGGGAACAGCCUCACUACGGACGCCAUCGUGCAAAGGAUAAUCAAAAACAGGUUGCUGUUUGAGGCGAGGAACCAGAAGAAAGAGGCCAAAGAGAUUGCAGUGAUCCAAGCCAUGAAGCGACAAGAGGAAGAAAAGACUAAAGAAAGAGCACAGGCUGUGCUGUAGGCACCUCCAGCUAACAGUGACAUAUUCAACUAAUAUAAACUCAUGUACAUUAUAAUCAACCCUUUUGUAAGUGCUAUGACACCCUCCACACGUGAUCCUGGCUAAUAUCAGUAGUCUUAACAGCAGCCCCUUCUUUGACGAGGGUGGCGUAACCUGCUGUGGGAUCAUCAGGUAUUAAUAUAGUGUGUUACGAGGGUUUGUUAACAUGUUCUGCAUAUGCAAUUAUAUGUUUUGUGUCAGUCAACAAUCGCACAUGCAAAUGAUAAGAUAUAUUCAAAGUUUGGAGGAAGAUGUCACUAUAUAUUCAAAUGUCUAUUUUAUGUCAUUUUUAAUUCUCAAAAUACUUUUUUCCUAUUUAAAAAAAAAAGGCAUUUUAUCUUAUUUCUUGGGCAUAUGCAGUGUGAGAUCUUGCACUGUCUUGCGAUGUGAUUUGAUUUGUCAUUUCAACAGGACUGAUGCUGCUGUUUAGCCCAGCAGUGGGCUAGCCUCACAACUAAUCGAUUACACUGUGUGUGUCUGUGUGUAUUAUAAAGUGACCGCAGGCUCAUGGAGGACGCUGAAAAACACUGGAGAAUCAGGAG